AUGGGUGGGAUAUUUAUGGAGCAGGGCUGCACAAUUUCUGUUCCCCAACAGAGCAUGGAGCUUCCCCUGAUACUAAACAUGGGGUUGAUCUUCUUCCUCCUCUGGUCAUCCUCAUACUUGUUGGUGCAAUCCGGGGUUGAUGCCAUGGGAGCUAUUCCAUUCGGAAACGAGACCGACUAUCUAUCACUGCUUGCUUUCAAACAUCAAAUAAUAAGUCAUGAUCCGUCGAAAGCUCUAGGCUCGUGGAACAACACCAUCCAUUUCUGCAAUUGGGAGGGCGUCGCAUGCAGCAGGAAGCACCAGCAGAGGGUCAUCGCCUUGGACCUCAGCUCCUGCGGGUUGGAGGGCUCUCUCUCUCCCUCCAUUGGAAACCUCACCUUCCUUCACCGGCUCGACCUCCAAAACAAUGGUUUCAUCCACGAGAUUCCACCGGAGUUAGGCCGCUUGCGACGCCUAAAACAUCUCAACUUGAGUUUCAAUUCAUUCCAAGGGGUAAUCCAUGUGAACCUGACUUGCUGCUUUGAGCUACUAACUCUUGACUUGUCGAGCAACCAGCUUAAGGGCAAGAUUCCAGUGGACAUUGCCUCCCUUACAAAGCUUGGUGAGCUGCAGCUUGCCAACAACAGCCUUACUGGAUUCAUUCCACCUUCAGUCGGUAACCUGUCAACGCUAAAAAUACUAGACCUCUAUAUCAAUCAUCUGCAUGGUAGCAUUCCGGAGGAGAUUAUCCAGCUUACAAGCCUAGAACAUCUUCAAUUUUCUGUCAAUAAUCUCACAGACUUUGGUCUAGCAAGGUUCAUAUCCAAAGCUACACCUAGCUCCUUGACAGACAAGAGUAGCUCAAUCCGGAUAAGAGGAUCCCUAGGAUAUAUAGCUCCAGAAUAUGGUGCAGGUGGUCAAGUGUCCACUUCUGGUGAUGUUUAUAGUUAUGGAAUCCUUCUUUUAGAGAUGCUCACUGGAAAGAGACCUGUUGAUGAUAUGUUCAAAGAUGGCUUAAGCCUUCGAAAGUUUGUCGAGAUAGCUUUUCCUGACAGAAUUAUCACAAUUGUGGAUCCCCUGAUGCCGCUUGUAGAGAAAGAGAGUAAAACUUAUGAAUGCUUAGCGUCCAUCGCCAAAAUUGGUCUUGCUUGCUCACAUAAAUUAGUGAGAGAAAGACUGAAUAUGAGUGAUGUUGCAACCACCAUGCAUACAAUCAGGGCUGCCUAUCUUGGAACUAGAGUUCAUUAGAAGACAAAUGAAGCUUAUGUAGAAGGUAAAGUCAUAGUAUCUUACCUCUAAUAAUUGUCAAACUAUAAUUUUUAAUCUUCUAGACCUAUUCCUAGUGUUAAACUUCUAUGAGACUUGAGUUGUGAGUUUGUUGUCUAUUGUGUGAUUGUGGCUACAAAGAGUUGGUAAUAAAUAUCACAACUGUGUGUAUCUAU
Messenger RNA from Elaeis guineensis (African oil palm), 1421 nucleotides. RefSeq lists its product as uncharacterized. Gene Ontology annotation, biological process: protein phosphorylation. Gene Ontology annotation, molecular function: protein kinase activity; ATP binding; protein binding. NCBI's taxonomy places the organism in Eukaryota, Viridiplantae, Streptophyta, Magnoliopsida, Arecales, Arecaceae. The record is from RefSeq and is a predicted model, not a curated record.